Phycodurus eques (leafy seadragon) is the source of this 7175-nucleotide messenger RNA. It is a transcript of the gene ttbk2a, whose product is annotated as tau tubulin kinase 2a. NCBI's taxonomy places the organism in Eukaryota, Metazoa, Chordata, Actinopteri, Syngnathiformes, Syngnathidae. Gene Ontology annotation, cellular component: cytoplasm; ciliary basal body; nucleus. The transcript has 15 exons. Gene Ontology annotation, biological process: signal transduction; cilium assembly; peptidyl-serine phosphorylation. The record is from RefSeq and is a predicted model, not a curated record. Gene Ontology annotation, molecular function: protein serine/threonine kinase activity; ATP binding. The coding region runs from base 157 to 3615 and encodes 1152 amino acids.
GUGUUUCUUAAUGUUUCAUCAUUUCUCGUCCACAGGGUUGUUUUACAGGUUCCGGAUGCUCGACCCCCAACUGAUACCGUGACUCGAGAGUGGGAGGCGGGGGCGAGGGGAGGCGGAGGCGGAGGCGGGGCGUAGCAGCCCGGGUCUUCAGGCGGCAUGAGCGGGGGAACGGAGCAAGCCGACAUCCUCAGUGUGCUCUCCCUGGUGAAGGAACGAUGGAAAGUGGUGAAGAAGAUCGGGGGCGGUGGUUUCGGGGAGAUCUACGAGGCGCUGGACCUGCUGACCCGGGUCAGCGUGGCCCUCAAGGUGGAGUCGGCGCAGCAGCCCAAGCAGGUCCUCAAGAUGGAGGUGGCCGUGCUCAAGAAACUCCAGGGCAAGGACCACGUGUGCCGCUUCGUGGGAUGCGGCCGCAACGACCGCUUCAACUACGUUGUGAUGGAGCUCCAGGGUCGUAAUUUGGCCGACCUGAGGAGGAGCAUGAGCCGGGGGACGUUCAGCAUCAGCACCACCCUGCGUCUGGGCCGCCAGAUCCUGGAGGCCAUCGAGAGCAUUCACUCCGUGGGCUUCCUGCAUCGUGACAUCAAACCAUCCAACUUCGCUAUGGGUCGCUUCCCCAGCACCUGCCGCACAUGCUACAUGCUGGACUUCGGCUUAGCCCGCCAGUUCACUAACUCGUGCCAAGAGGUCCGACCGCCCCGCCCGGUGGCAGGAUUCCGGGGAACGGUGCGUUACGCGUCCGUCAACGCACACAAAAAUAAGGAGAUGGGUCGCCAUGACGACCUGUGGUCCCUCUUCUACAUGCUGGUGGAGUUCCUUGUCGGCCAGUUGCCGUGGAGGAAGAUCAAGGACAAAGAGCACGUGGGCAAAUUAAAGGACACGUACGACCACCGUUUGAUGCUCAAACACCUGCCGGCGGAAUUCGGCGUCUUCCUGGAGCACAUCUCAAGUCUGGACUACUUCACCAAGCCCGACUACCAGCUGUUGAUGUCAGUGUUCGACAGCAGCAUGAAGACGUACAACGUGGUGGAGAACGACCCUUACGACUGGGAGAGGACGGGCACGGACGGCACCCUGGUGAUCAGCGCCAGCGCCACCACGCCGCAGCACCACACCCGCCUCACGCCCGCGCACAUGGGCAUGGCCAACGCCUCCCUUAUUCCGGGGGACUUGAUGCGUGAGAACACCGAGGAGGUUCUGCAAGACGAGCAGCUCAGCGACGCCGACAACAACGUGGCCGCACCCGAACGCGUGGCGGGUUCUCCGGGCCACCCGCCGCGGACGCAGGAGGCCGACGUGUGGGAGGAGCUGGACCGCAACCGCAACCGGAUCCGCUCGGCCUUGUGGAAGGCUGCCGCCGAGGAGGAGCAAAGCAACCCCCAGGGCAACCAAGGCCACCCGAGCCCGUACGGAUGCCCCAGCCUGGCCUCGCCCGUCAAGAUGUCUUCAGAGGAGCGCGAGGGCCCUCUGCUCAGGAAGCUGCGCAACAUCCACAGCUUUGAGCUGGAGAAGAGACUCGGCCUGGAGUCCAAACCCAAUCCGGAACGCUUCCUCGAGGCCUGUCCCACAAAGCAGAUGCUCGGCUGCGCCCAGCAGCAGCAGCAACAACAACAACAACAACAACAAGAGGAGGAGGAGGGAGCCGAGGGGGCCGCCAUCAUCCCAGUAAACCAGGCUCUAGCGCCCCCUACCGGAGAGCGUCGCGAGCGGGUUUGGCACUACGACGAAGAGUUCCUUUCCGGCGGCCUUGGCGGGGGGUCUCCUAAAGCGCCGUCCCCCGCCUCUCCGGAGCACGGCGACGGGGCGGCCAGCAGCGGGGGCUUCGUGGCCCUCAACCUCAGCUCGGGCCGGCAGGACGUGGACUCGCGGGACUGGGUUCUAGUGGAGCGGCCCGGAACCAAGGCCAGCUCCAGCCCUUCCGAAGAAGAAGAGAAGGAGGAUGAAGAGCAGGCGGAGGUCCUGCAAGAACCCGGGUGGGACCGGGACGUGCCGAGCCCCGGCUCCGGGAAAGCAAAGCCAGACAGCUUGGGCUCCUCAAAGGGGAGCACGAAAGCCGACAAGCUGGAGCUCAGCGUGGGGCCCGCCGAGGCCUUGCCGCCCGUCACCCCCACCAGCCCCGCUGAAGUUCUGACCGAGGGGGUCCUCACCCAGCACCCUACCUCUCCUCCGUCCCUGCCCGAGGAAGUGGCCGCCCGGACCUCCGACCCCAUCCCUCUACGCUCCCCCAGCCCUUACACCCUCCUCAGCACCCUGUCGGACCCUCUCCACCUGCGCCAUCCGCUGGCCAUGAGGCGUAGCCAGUCUGCCGACCAGCACCGGGACCGCCCGCCGUCUUCCUCCUCUUGCCACGCUUCCUUGCCGCUUCCACCAAGACCCUCACCCAGUCGUAGGAAACUGCCCGCCAUACCGGCCGGCGCCGCCAACGCCAACUUCCCCUCCGUUAUACGUAUAACCAGGGCCCAGCUGCAGCAGUUGACGGCUCAGCGUCCGUCAGGGCUGUCCUCGUCGUCUGGGUCGAACAGCGCCCACCCGCAGCAGGGGGGUGACGAAGCCAAAGCGGAGCCCACCAGAGACUCCCCGGGGACGCCGCCGGUCAACGGGGACGCCUCAAGUCCGGUGCCGAGCUGCCGAAGCAGCUCCCCCCACUCGCCUCGCAGCCCUUCUUUGACCAACGGACGCCGAUCGCCAAGCCCUCCCUGCGCUGAGAAGGACAAUCCAGCCCCAGAAAAUGUGGGCAGCCGAGUUUCCCCCUCCGCCCCUCGCCCCCGGCAGAGUCGCAUCCCCGUGCUGGAACCCCCGCCCGCAGGCUCGGCCAAAGAAAAGCUCCUGCUGAAGAAAGCCAGCAAUCAGGCUCCGCUGCCGUCCCCCUCCGCCUCGCCGUCCUUCUCCGACCGCCGUCCCCCCGCUGCCGUGGCCUCCCUCGCCAGGGACCCGCCGUCGUCCGCCUCCGACCGCUCCCAGGAGGAGGACUCGCUCGUGGGCUCACGCUCGGACCGCCAGGGGGACGCCUCCUUGUCGUCGUCCUCCAGCCCCCUGUCCCGCCGGAGCAGGAUCCCUCGGCCUGUCCACUUGGCCUCGUCCGCCGAGCAGCUGGCCGCCCAGUUCCUGCCCCGCCCGCCUCCUGGGAAGCCGCCAUGCCGCAGCACGGUGGAGGGCAGGAUCCGGCGCUACCGCAUCCGAGCGGGCAGCACCAGCGAUUCAGACCUCCUGACCUGCCUGGCUCAGCUAAUGCACGGAGCCCGCGGCUCUCCCGCGGCCCACCACCGCCCCUCGAUUCCCUCCGCCGGUUCCCGGACGACGGGCGUCAGCAGCCUGACCGGCUCGCCGCACCACGUCCGCAGCUCCAGCGCCUCGCCUCGCAGCUCGUCCUCGCUGCAGCGCUCCGUCAGCUCCUCGCCGUCCCGCCAAGAGCACCGCGGCAGCUUCGGAGGAGCGGGGGGCUGUCUGGGCCGCAGCCGCUCGCCGCCCAGCUUUUCCGGAUCGCCUCCGCUGCGCCGCCUCUACCACCACCACCAGGAGACGUGCUGCGGCCGUCAGGCCCGCGCCGCCGCCUUCCAGCUGUCCAGGGGGAAAGGGUGCAGUCGGGAGGGCAAGUGCUCCAGCAAGCUCGCCAGAUAGUUGCCCGGAAGGCGGACAAAGAACAGUUUUCGGUAUCUCUCCUUGUCUUUCCGAACCUCAUACCGCCCUCUUGUCCUGUAACCUUUUCUAAUAUUCAUGUUAUCGUGUUGGAUAACAAAAUAGUGCAGCUGCAAUUUUAUUUCCUUUCCAAGGAUCAGUAGUUGGUACUGUAGCACAGUGUUUCCCAACCUUUAUUGAGCCAAGGCACAUAUUUUACAUGGGAAACAUCCACAGCACCAAACAAAAAUUAUCGAUCCAGUAGUGGGGACUAAGCUCUGCUGCGGUUAAAAAACAAAACAAAACAUCAAAAAACAAGUUAUUCAGUAAUUCAAAUAUCAUUUCAAACUCAUCUUACACUUACCCUUAAAUAAAAAUGGGAUGACGGAUUUGAAUCGGAAAACAAAAUGCACCGGAAGUGCGCAUGCAUGUCAAUGUGAUGAAGACGCUCUAACACCCACUAACAACCCAGGCUAAACCUAGCUCUUCCCCGAGAUACACAGCUUGUCUCUCAGUCAGCGUGCUUCAUUAACACCGAUUCUUGUUCACACGGAGCCUUGGCGGAAUCUUGUGCCAUCUGAAGGCAUUUCAGAAAGAGCGCAAAACACGCGAAUACGAGCAAUCCGGAACACAAAACUCAUAUGCUGACAGGAAGCAAUGACUUAUUGUGUUGCAGGAAUGGCAACGUGGACAAACCUCUAAGGGAAGAGCAUUUCAUUGUUGUGCCUGUCACUAUACGUCGAUGGCAUAGAUAGCUGAACAAAGAAACAUUAUUUGUAGUAAAGAAUCAUUUUCCGACCAACUCAAUGAAAUUGGAUCAUUUCCCGCGGCACAUUAGUGGUUGGGAAUCACUGCGGCGUAUAGCGUACUGUGUAAGUCGCUUCUCUGUUCAUUUAUUUCACAUCCACAGCGCAGUGUAUAGUCAAUUAUUUAUCACUAGUAUUAAUGCACUCGGUUUGCAUAUUGAGACUGUUUCAGUAUAGCCAGGCUGGUUUUUUUGACCAAGCCGUUCCGCGGUGUACAGUUGUAUUCAUCGAGAAUACACAUUUUGACGCUUCUCAUUGCUGAAACAAGUCUCUUGUUUCUGCGCGUAUGCUUAAAUGGAAAGAAAUUGUUACGAAGAUACAAUCAGUCGUGUCUAGUGCGUGGAAACACACGAACCUUCCUGUGCCUACUGUCGUCCAUUUUACCUUAUGCAGCCUGUCCAAACCGGGAUUUAUCCACUUUUUUUGUGGUCAAGUGGUUGCACCAAUAUUCUGACUUUGGAGCUCGUAACAGCAGCCCCUUUCACACCAACUGAAAGCUGGCAUUUUUGCGUGUCGCCUUUCUGUACAAACGGGGAAUGGGUUGACUCAGCUCAGAAGCCCUUUUUACGCUACCGGUGAGUCGACCUGGCAAAUAUUCUGCUUCCGUAGUAACAGUAGUAGUCGUAACAGAAGCCGCUUUCACACAAUUUGUAAGUAGUACCAGAAAGGCGCUUGUGUGCAGUGGAAUUCCAGAAAAUGCCAGGACGAAGGUGGGAAAUUUAACAGCCAACAAUCGCUUCUCCCACCCUGUUGCGCUGAAAGCAGUUGUCACUAUCCGACACUUAUUUUACACGUCGCGCCAAAUGCCGAGUCCUGUGUGAAAGGCGAAUAAAUGCCAGGUGUCUUGCCUUACAAUUUUGCAGGAUCUUUGUGUGAAGGGGGCUUGUGUUGCUAAGAAACAGGAACUGAAUUCGCCGACUUGUUAUUCCUUGUAAUAACAGUAGAAUCGAUAAGCGCAGUCAACACCAAGAAAAUUGCUGAUUAAUGAGUUCAUUUUUCCAGGCACUGGCAUCAAUUCGGGUACUUUUUGUCCAGCUGUGUUGUAUUUUAAAAGCCAGAAUGGGAUGACACAGUUUAGCAACGCUCAUUCCAACGUCUCAUCCGAAUUAUAAGCACUCGAGUGGGGGAUAAAAAAUGGAAUGACAUGCAAAAGAUAACCACGUUUUAAUUCCAGCACUCAAGCUUCUUCUCCGCUUGUACGAUGAACAGCUUCUUCUCCCCCACCACGUUAAUUAAUUCCCGCAUGCUUAAUCCACUACUAAGACAAAAUAUGAUGCAUCUUUUUACCUCACUGUGACCAACAUGUUCAAAAGCUUCUUGCGCAAACUUCAUGAUGAUGAUCAAUUUUACAUUCUGUGACCUGGUUCUCGUCCGGCAAAUUUGAGUUGGAUUUCUUAUCAAAAAUUAAACAGUAAAUAGUGGGUGACUGACAUUAUUUGGGGCCUACCUGACCAUGCCUUGAAGUGAGGACAUCAUGUUGCAGAGUUUUACGGGGUCCGUUGGUGCUGCUGUUUUGGCAAGCAAUGGCAUUAGAAAAUGGACUUCGCGGUUAAUGGAUGAGAUAAUUACCGUCAUGGUAUUUUUUUUAAUGAUCUGAAAGGAGGUGUGUUAUUUGAGGCAGGCUCAGGUACAAUGGGGAUGGUCUCUUUUUGAUGAAAUACACUCAUUUUAUUGGAAUGGAUUUAGCAAAUGGAGCGAGGCAGCAAAGCAGAGACUAUGGAGUUCAACGCCGCAGCGUCCACACGCAGCACUUAAGGCACCGCACCGAGCGAAGCUAAUGUUAGUGUGUUUGUUCCUGGCUCCAUAUCCUCAAAUGUUAACGACGACGAAUCUGCUCGACCAAUCGGUUUGGAACCCCGAUUGACGUAGUCCUAGAAAUAGUACCUUGUUUUUGUGGUGGAAAUCAGGCCAAAAGCGAGUGGAGCCGAGUAGGUACCGUACAAUGAAAAAGGGGCAUAUUUUUCUGCACUGACUUUGUAUGAUUGUCUUUUUUUAAAUUUUAUUUUAUUUUAUUUUUUUAAAUAAUGGACUGCAUCCCCCCACACCCCCCACAAUUUGUGUUUUUCCCUCUUGACUUAUUCAAAUAGGCUGCACAGACGGAUCACGUUGCCAAAUAUUUUGAUACGACAUAUGCUCCGAAGGGUCACGUGAGCGUGUGGAGCUGCUUGUCGGCGUCCAACGGGCCGCUUUUUCGGCAGUCGACUUUCGGUACGCCUCUCCUCCGGCCCAUCUGAGACGCAAAAAGGUCAUUUUUCGCAUUGUACAAUAAUCUCCGACACAUUUUAAACAGGCUACAGCUGAAGUUAGCUUGAAGUAACACUAAAGCAGCUUCUUUGAAAAGACCGUCACGUUUUUCGUUAUUAGCGUACACAAGUGGCGUGCAGUCGUAGCGUUAGCGCAUUUUGUUUGUCGGAUUAGAAAGGGGUUGUUGUACUUUUAUGAAAUACUUGACGUUUUAUUUAUUUUUCGUGACAUUUUAAUGAUUAUUGACAUCUGUUAUUUGAAUGGGUAUUUAUUUUUUAUUACUAAUUGUGUAUGUGUGUCUUUUAAUCCAUAAAAGUCUCCAUGGGAAAGAAUGUACCAUCUUUUGCAUUGUAUAUAAUUGUAAUUAUUUAUGUUGAUGAUUUUAUUUGUAUCAUAUCAAUGCCUUGUACAGUGAUUUUUCUUUGUUUUUGUUUUUUUUCCUUUUGAAAUUAUUUUGUAUUUUAUUUUUCUAAACUGGUUAUGAAUAAAAUACUCAUUCCGCAUGCAUAAUCA